UGAGGGGGAGCACCAGCAGACAUCCCUCUCUCUGUUUACAACACCACCCCAAGCCAGGAAAGGAAUGGAAAUGAAUAAAGGAAAGAUAAAGAGCUGUGCACACCAAGAGAUAAGAUAGGAUUGACACAUAGAAGCAGAAGCGUCUGACGCGUUUCGCACAGAGCUCUAAGUCCAGACGCAGACGCCAGCCUCGCUCUAAAGCAGCAAGAAGCGUCAGUUUCUCAGAUGCCGACACUUCACAUGAGGAUGAACAGGGGAGUCCAUUGGAACCGAACCCCGUCACAAGAAGAGGGACAACACCACAAGCCCCACCUCGGGAGACACCGAUGUCAAAAAACUGGACGGCCGCACCAAAAAGAAAAACCGUAACUACAGACGAGCAGGCCGUCGCCAUAGGAAACAAGCGUUAUCCCCUGAGGUCUCUUCUAACUCCCAGGUGAGCCCGGUUGUAAACCUGUCUGCGUGUAUCUUAUCCCAGGCUCAAAUUAACCUCCUCAGCAAAGGACUGAAUUUUGUCCCCACAUGUAACUUUAACCUAUUUAACACUUUGCUAGAUGUUAACAAACUGGCCAGAAGUCUUACUCUGCAUCGACACUUUUUUUGAAUUAGAGGGUGUUGAUGCGGAGAGAGACUCAGAUACAUUGUUUAAUUCUAGAGGGCAUGUAGAACCAAUUUGUACCAACUUUACGGAUCAAACAGUAAUGCUACAUUUAAAUUGUUUAUAUUCAGAAAAUGCCAGUGUUGAUGAUUCAUCGAUCCGUCCUCUCUAUUCCUCCAACCCUGGGUUUUAUCCUGUGGCCUCCCGUUCGGAGGCCCUGGAUAAAUUUCAGGAGUUGGUGGAAAGAGAUUUAGUUGAAUUGCAUAACAAGGUAUCAGUUACUAGGGGUUACAGCAACCUGGACAGAAGCGAAAAAAUAGCCAUGAAAGAACUAGAGGCUAAUCCUUACAUAGUGGUGCGUAACUCAGACAAAGGGGGCAACAUUACAGUCCUAGAUUCGGGAUUAUAUAAGACCCUAAAUAAUGAUAUAUUGGCAGACAGGAACACAUACUGCAAAUUGAAAGGAGAUCCCACCAGAGCCUUUCAAGAUGCUCUCAAGAAGGUACUAAAAGAGGGAGUAGAACUAGGGGCCAUAGACAAAAAGCUGGAGGAAUCUUUAUUUGUUACCAGUCCAGUCAUCCCGGUGUUCCACUCACUCCCCAAACUCCACAAGGGGCUCUUUCCACCUCCCCUCAGGCCCAUUGUGGCUGGCAUUGGAUCCCUUGUGGAGCGAUUGGGGGAGUGGGUGGACCAUCAUUUACAACCAUUGACUACCAUCACACCAACCUUCCUACAAGACACGAAACAUACUAUCAAUAUCCUCAGUAAAAUCAAAUGGGAAAGCUCAUAUUCAUGGGUAACUUGUGAUGUUAUAGGAUUGUAUCCUUCAAUUCCACGUGAUAAGGGUUUAGAAGCUCUGUCAAUACAUUUGGACAGAUUUAGUAACUACUCCCCUGGUCUGAAGGAAUUCCUCGUUAUAGCCACGGAUUUUCUUUUGCAACAUAAUUUUUUCAUGUUUGAUAAUGAGUUCUUCCUUCAGACCAGGGGAGCAUCGAUGGGGGCCAAAAACUCGCCCUCGUUCCCCAAUAUAUACAUGUUCCAUUGGGAACAAAUGUAUGUUUUUAAUGCGGACAACCCCUUUAAGGAGGACAUCAAGUGGAUCGGUCGAUUUAUCGACGAUCUUCUGAUUAUAUGGGAAAGCACAGAAAACCGUUUCCAGAAUUUCAUCAAGUACAUCACUAACAACAACCUGAAUUUGGGCUUUACCUAUCACUUUGGAGGAACAGAGGUCAAUUUCCUAGACAUUAGGGUUUCAGGCAAUGCACAGGUUAUCGACAUCUUUCCUUACAGGAAAGAGACGGCCACCAACUCUGUGUUGAUGGCUACAUCAUGCCAUCCUAAACAUGUGCUAAAUAACAUACCCUUUGGUGAGAUGUGCCGCAUCAAAAGAAAUUGUACCAAUCCGAUUGCACUGCACACUGCAACUGAAGAGCUAACAUGUAGGUUUAAAAACAGGGGGUAUUCAGAAGCAGUACUAAAAACAGCUAGGGUCAAAGUGGAUGCUAUAGACAGGGAGGACCUAUUAAGGUACUCAAGAAGGCAGAUUAACCAACCAACGGACCCACCCACCUUACAAAUAAAUGCAAGCAGUAGUGCAGAUUCAGUUAUCAUGACCAACAAAGAGAAAAUUAAAAGAGGAAAGGCAAAUAUAAAAAGGAACAAAAAACUGUUCCUUGUCACACCAUAUAGUGUACAAUUCAAUAAAAUCAGACAAAUCAUCUUAAAAUACAUACCAAUACUUGAAACAGAUAACAUCUUGAGAGAAAUUGUUGCAGGGGGCAUAUCUACAGUGUCUAAAAGAGGACCAAAGAUAGGAUCCACUAUAUCUCCCAGUCUUUUUCAAAGUACGCCCACAUUAAACCGUACUUGGUUACAUGAAGCUGGAAAUUGGAGGUGUGGCCACAACAGAUACCUUACCUGUGGAUAUAUGCAAGUGUCCAAAGAAGUCACCUCAUGCCAUACGGGAGCCACCCACAAAAUAAAAGAUUACAUAAAUUGUAAUUCCAAAUAUGUGGUGUAUGUGGCUACCUGUUUGGCAUGCUGUGUUCAAUAUGUGGGUUGUACAUCUAACUCCCUAAAGACCAGGUUUAGGAAGCAUGUCUCAGACAUAGAUAAUAAUUCGGUUGGUGUAUCUAUGUUAACUAGGCAUUUCAGGGACAACCAUGCCGGGGACCCCAAACAUUUGAGAGUUGCAGGCAUGGAGAAGGUCCGGUUAGGCCCUAGGGGUGGAGACCUCACAAGAAAACUGUACAAUAGGGAAACAUAUUGGAUGUUCCUAUUGGAAACCAGACAGCCAAAGGGACUUAAUAAGAGGCUAGACUUAGUUGUUACGUGUUCGUAGCCUCUAUAGGAUAUUAAACUAUUCAUUUAUCUUGAAAAAAUUGUUAUCUCCUUUUCAUUUCUCAGAGUAUACAAUUAUGAAUAUGUUAUUUUAUAUAUCCCUGUUCCCAUUGUCCAAUAUGGCUCAUAUUGUUCAUUAUGUGUAUUCUAACAGUCCUGUAAUCUCUUUAUUUAUUUACCUUUUAGAUAAAUCAGGAAGAAUUUACAUAUUCUGUAAAGUGGAGAAGCGAAGGUCGUCUCUGAAGUUUUUGGGUGGUUACCCUCAGCAACACUCAAAGUAAAAUUAAUAUGCAAUAUACUAUAAAUCUCCCAGUGCGAUUGCUUUAUAUAUUUCUAGAUCAAAAACGUUCUUGAGGAGGUGAUUCAUAAUUUUAGCAACUUGGACACUGGAAUAUGAAGACACACGGAAAGCUAUGGAUAUGGAUCUCAGGUAGCCACCCACUAAGACAUGGAGACCAUCAUUCACUCCUCCACUGUCCAGGUUUUAUGCAAUGCCUUGUAUCGGACCAAUGAUGUAACGGGUCAUGUGACCCUUCUUACUUGUAUUUUAAACUGUGUGUUAAUAAGCACGAAUAAGCACGCUCUGUGCG
Messenger RNA from Hyla sarda, 3528 nucleotides. RefSeq lists its product as uncharacterized. Bases 555 to 2939 code for a protein of 794 amino acids. The transcript is spliced from 2 exons. Lineage: Eukaryota; Metazoa; Chordata; Amphibia; Anura; Hylidae. The record is from RefSeq and is a predicted model, not a curated record.